Anoplopoma fimbria (sablefish) is the source of this 992-nucleotide messenger RNA. It is a transcript of the gene tspo, whose product is annotated as translocator protein. The record is from RefSeq and is a predicted model, not a curated record. Gene Ontology annotation, cellular component: mitochondrial outer membrane. The transcript is spliced from 4 exons. NCBI's taxonomy places the organism in Eukaryota, Metazoa, Chordata, Actinopteri, Perciformes, Anoplopomatidae. The coding region runs from base 138 to 623 and encodes 161 amino acids.
CGAUAAGGCAGCCCUGCCCGUUCAACUAACUACAUAUCAGACAGUGCUUGUUGGGCAUUAGUCAGUCCGACAACACAAUACAGCGCUGCAUACUGUACAUACUGUGUGGAGGAGCGGACAACUGGGUGAGGAGAAUCAUGUGGCUGCCCAUGCUUGGAAUGACUGCCCUGCCACACCUGGGGGGGCUCUAUGGCGGUUACAUCACACGCAAAGAGGUGAAGACCUGGUACCCCACCCUGCAGAAACCAUCAUGGCGUCCACCAAAUGCAGCAUUCCCUAUAGUUUGGACCUGUCUGUACACAGGAAUGGGGUAUGGCUCCUACCUGGUGUGGAAAGAGCUGGGAGGUUUCACUGAGAAUGCACUGGUUCCACUGGGACUUUAUGGGCUGCAGCUAGCUCUGAACUGGGCCUGGACUCCAAUCUUCUUUGGUGCACACAAGCUGAAAUUGGCACUCAUGGAAAUUGUGCUUCUCACUGGGACUGUCGGAGCCACCAUGGUGUCUUGGUAUCCCGUCAGCCGCACUGCCACACUGCUGAUGGCUCCCUACCUGACCUGGCUGUGCAUCGCCACAUCACUCAACUACUGCAUAUGGAGAGACAACCGUGAGACGAAAGAAGAGUAGGAGACUGAUAAGUGUUGCAAUAGUAUGUCUAGCAGACUUGUUUGUUUGUUUACAGUCGUCUGCAGCAGUAAAGACAUUAAAGAAGGAAAAGACAACCUGCCUCUGAUCAAUCUUUUUCAUCAUUUUGUUUCCCAAAUUCAAUAGAUCCCUAGUUAAUUCAUUCAAAGCUCUUACACAUUUGCCAGUAUAUCAUCAGUUUUUCAAUAUCCAUAUUGUACACAAAAAGCAAUAUUGAUCAGGUUACAUGUUUAAAACGAAGUGAAUGAAAAAACCUUGUCUUAUCGAUUUAUAAAUUAAAUUAUUGGUGUGUUUUGAAGGAAGCAUGAAACUGCAUUUAUUUGCUUUUUUAAAAAUAAAGAAUAUCUCAUU